AUGCCCGAGGAACCCACGGUCCCCACCGACCAUGAACCAGAGCAGCACCACCAACCACCCAAGGCCUGGAAAAAAUGGACCAAAAGAAUCCUCCUCCUGCUCCUGAAGCAAUGGCUCCUAAUCGGCAUGGGCGUCGCCUGCGUACUGGCCUACUUCUUCCCCAACGUCGCCAAACACGGCGGGAUCAUCCGCGCCGAGUACACCAUCAUGUACGGCGUUAUCGCGAUCAUCUUCCUGAUCUCGGGACUGAGCAUCCCGCGCCAGAAACUCUUUGCGCAGCUCAUGAACUGGCGUCUGCAUGUUCUGGUCCAAGCCGUUUCGUUCCUCUUUGUUCCUGCGCUGAUGCUUGCGGUCGUGCAUGCCAUUCUGGCUGGUGAUCCGUACGGCCGUAUUGAUCGCGCCGUGCUGGCUGGGUACAUCUUCACGGCGUGUAUUCCGACGACGAUUGCGUCGAAUGUUGUUAUGACGAGGGCGGCGGGCGGAGACGAUGCGGCUGCGACCGUCGAAGUCCUGCUUGCCAAUGUCCUGGGUCCGUUUAUAACCGCUGCGUGGACGGUUUCUCUGCUGCCGAAGGGGUCGGAGUUCGAUAUCUGGCGCUCUGGCGGUGGGAAUUUGGGGACGAUGUACAAGAACGUGUUCAAGCAGCUGGGGCUCAGCGUGUUAUUACCGCUGGUGGUUGGACAGCUGGUGCGAUGGACCUGGCCGGAUCGGACGGCGUGGAUGAUUCAGAAGACGAAGCUGCCGAAAUUCGCGACGGUUUGCAUGCUCCUGUUGGUUUGGUCUACCUUCUCCUCGUGCUUCGCAACAGGCGCACUCCAAGCCCUAUCUACGCAAAGUGUUGUCUUCGUCGUCCUUUUCAACAUCGGGCUGUAUAUCGCCUUGACGACAGUGUGUUUCUUCAGCGCACGGCCACCCCGAUGGCUUUCUUCUCGUGGUUGGUCGAAGCCGGUGUUCAAGCCGAUGCUCCCGGAAGAAACCAUCGCAGUAUGCUUUUGCGGUCCAGCGAAGAGCACUGCAUUGGGCAUCCCGCUGCUGUAUGCCAUGUGGGCACCUCUGGACCUCUUUACCAAGUCCAGGACAUCAGUGCCCGUGUUGCUAUAUACCACGGAGCAGAUCUGCGUUGCGCAUUUCUUUGUGCAGAUAUUCCGGCGCUGGCAUGCGAGAUUGGCGGACAAGGAAGAUCUAGAGAGUCACCUGCAGCCGGAGGAUGCAGAUAUCGGAAUGAUUCAAGUUUCUCGAGGUUCUACAGAUGAGCACACGAACGUUUGA
Molecule: messenger RNA, 1269 nt
Organism: Penicillium lagena
Lineage: Eukaryota; Fungi; Ascomycota; Eurotiomycetes; Eurotiales; Aspergillaceae
Exons: 2
Coding region: 1-1269 (422 amino acids)
Cellular component (GO): plasma membrane
Source: RefSeq, a predicted model, not a curated record